AUGUCUAAAAAUCUGGUUCUUCCACAACAACCAUUAAUGAAGAGCAGGAAAGGAAAGAAUAAAGCUACUGGCUCAUAUCCACUUUUCAACUUGAACCUUGUGGCAGAAAGUCCCGUCUCUGUUGAGAACAUUCAGGUUGUUCCCGAACAAGAUACUAUUCAGGAUCAGCUUAAGAGACAAUCCUACAUCAUGAAGCGGCUGGAUGACUAUGAAGCUUGUCUAUUGGAGAUCAAAACCAUGCUGGUAACUCAGCAACAUGCUGAGGUUUUGGAGCUAAAUGGGAAUGCUGCUAGAGACAAUAAGAAGUCUCGCAUGAUUCCAAGGCAUGUUCUUUUGGUUGUCGAAAAUGAUGAGGAGCUUGAGAAAUUGCUAGCUCGUGUGACAAUUUCUAAUGGUGGUGUUUUACCAAACAUAAACUCUAUUCUCUUGCAUAAGAAGUCUGAGGAAGCUUCAAAAUCGCCAAAAAAGGAUUGA
Magnolia sinica is the source of this 474-nucleotide messenger RNA. RefSeq lists its product as uncharacterized. NCBI's taxonomy places the organism in Eukaryota, Viridiplantae, Streptophyta, Magnoliopsida, Magnoliales, Magnoliaceae. The record is from RefSeq and is a predicted model, not a curated record. The coding region runs from base 1 to 474 and encodes 157 amino acids. Gene Ontology annotation, molecular function: protein heterodimerization activity; DNA binding; structural constituent of chromatin. The transcript is spliced from 3 exons. Gene Ontology annotation, cellular component: nucleosome.